Molecule: messenger RNA, 1873 nt
Organism: Drosophila serrata
Lineage: Eukaryota; Metazoa; Arthropoda; Insecta; Diptera; Drosophilidae
Gene: fon
Product: fondue
Source: RefSeq, a predicted model, not a curated record
UCAAUCGCGAGCGUCGAACGUUUUUCCGGAGGAAAAUAAUCAAUACCCAAAGAAAAAAAUGAAUAAGCUGCUGAUUUUGGCCUUGUGUCUGGGUGUGGUCUGUGCAGAUUUCCAGAAUAGACAAAAAAGGAACGAUUUCCAUGCUCGCCACUAUACAAGUCAUAACCAGGCUGUGGAGCAGGCCCGCAAGAAUGCCUACGGUUCGGGUGGCGGCUAUGCUGGAGGAGUCUCUGGCCAGGUCGAUGGCUCCGCUAGCUUGGGUAAACUGGAGAGCUCCUACGAUUCCGUAGGCGUGACGGAGUCGGUCGAGGGUGCCGGAAUUGGCGGCGCUGAGGUGGGCGGUGGUGCUGGAUUCACCGGCUCCUCCAGUGGCCAAAACUCUGGCUCCUUUGGUACCCAGAAUUCUGCCUCUUUUGGCGGCCAGAACACUGCCGGCUUUGGUGCCCAUAAUUCGGCCUCCUUCGCUUCCAACAAUGCCGCCUCCUUUGGUAGCCAAUUCUCCAGCAACGCCGCCUUUACGUCCAGCUCCAACCAAGCCUCCACUUUUGGCCACAGUUUGGGCUCCAACGUGGAGUUCGCCGAUAACUCCAAUGCCGGCACCAAGGUCAACUUCGGUGGCGCCAACUCGAACUCUGUGGACGCCGAAUUCGUUGGGGGUGCCGUCCAGUCCGUCCACUCCAUUCCCGCCGCCCAGGGCAAUGUGGAGUACUACCGCGAGGAGAAGGUGAGCUCCGCCGCCCCCGUGACCUAUACCGUCCCCGCCUCCUCGGAGAAGUACAUUCGCCACGAGGAGCGUACCGUCCAGCAGCAGCCCACGGUCCAGGUUUACCAGGCUCCCGCACAGACCGCCCACUACUACCAGCGUAGGGUGACCACCACCGCCUCCGCUCCCCAGGUGGUGCAGCCCUCUGCCCGCCUUACCUACGGCACCAGCUCCAACCUGGCCUCAAACUUUGGCAGCAACUCGGCCUUCUCCUCGCAGCUCGGCAGCUCCUUCGGUCAGAACUUGGCCUCCAACAGCGGACUCUUUGCGGGACAGAACAGCGCUUUGACCGCUGGUCAGAGCAGUGGAUUCAACAGCGGAUUCAACAGCGGAUUCAGCAGCCAACUAAAUGCGGGACACACCGGCUUCAGCUCGCAGAGCAACUCCCAACUGUCGCAGCUGGUCAACCAGGUUCAACAGACCGCUCGUCAGCAGGCUGGCUCCAGCUCCGUCUCCGGCAACCAGGUUCAGGCCGGUGGCUACCAGGGCACCCAGAGUGGUUUCAACGCGGGCACUCAGAGUGGUUUCAACACGGGCUUCGGCUUCAACUCAGCCAGCUCCCUGAACUCGGCCAGCUCCCUGAACUCGGCCAGCUCCCUGAAUGCCGGAAACAGUGCUUCCCUGCUCAGUGGCAGCCAGGGAUCUCUGUUCGGAGGACAGUCCCUGCUCAACAGCGGAGUAUUUGGCCAGCACGGCAGCCAGCUGGGACAGAACAGUGGCCUGCAGGCAGGCUUUGGAGCUGGACUUGGAGCCGGACAAUCAGGCAGCAACUACCAGACCAAGCAGUGGGAGAAGCAGUCCAAGUGGUCCUCCCAGUCGGAGUUCGACUCCAAUGGUCAGGUGAAGAACUAUAGGGAUCUGGCCACCGGUGAGAGCGAGAAGGUCAACAUCAAUGGCAAGGAGGCCGGCUACCAUGCAGCCACUGCCACUGUCGAUGACAACGGAAAGAUUGGCACCCACAGUGUCCACUCCUAAGAGGUGUAGCUCUCAAAACCUUAUCUAAAUCCAAUUUUAGAAGCCUUUCGUGUUCUUAGAGAAUGAGUCAUAAUCUGAAUGUUAUUGUGAGAUAAUGUGAAAAUAAAAAAUAUAAACAAAGUGUGUAAGACUCAA